This is a messenger RNA of Lactuca virosa, 249 nucleotides long. Lineage: Eukaryota; Viridiplantae; Streptophyta; Magnoliopsida; Asterales; Asteraceae. The record is from the annotation of a GenBank genome assembly.
AUGUUUCCUGCACUUUCCCAUUGUCCGAGAUGUUUGGCUCAUAAAAAUAUGGUUAGUGACCGAAUAAAUUGUGGUGUUUAUGUAUUUACACCCGAAAUCUUUACUGCAAUUCAAGGUGUUUCUGCACAACGAAAAGACAAAGCUAAUCUGAGACGUCAAUCCAGCUUUGACGCCAUACAGUCAACAACAAGAGGAGAAGUUUGGUUUCAAACCCCGGUUCGAACAGGAGUAUAUUAUGCUAUAGCAUGA